UCCCACUCCCAUCCACACACCCUGGGCCCUGGAAGCAACAAGUAACCAGUAGUGUGGGGGAGGGUCCACAAAUGUCAGAGGUGAGGGCAGCAGAUGUUAGACCCAGAGAGCCCUCUGCACCAAGUGAGCCUGUAAGGCCUCCAGGGACGGACUUGCCAACAGCUGGACUUGAUCACUGAGAUCAUGCGUUGGGUGGAAUAACAAGCAGACUUGCUCUCCUGCUGUACAAAACAUUGUUCUUCAAGGAUUUGCCUCAGCAGCAGCUAGAAAACAGGAGACCACCCCCCUGGAACCCUGAGUCUUCUUUGAGAAAUUCUACUCCUGAGGAGUUUGCAGAAUGAUGGUGGCUCUUCCGGGAGCUUCUGCAGCAGUGCUGGUUCUGUCCCUGGCUGCAUUUCUACCCACACCACAGCGUGCACAAGACCCAGCCAUGGUGCAUUACAUCUACCAGCGCUUUCAAGUCUUGGAGCAAGGGCUGGAAAAAUGUACUCAAGCAACAAGAGCGUACAUCGAAGACUUUCGAGAAUUCUCCAAAAACAUAUCGAUUAUGCUGGGGAGAUGCCAGAGAGACACCAAUGAUUAUAAGAGCGCAGUAAAUAACCUGGCACUGAGAGUGGAACGGGCCCAGCGGGAGAUUGACUACCUGGAAUAUCUCCGAGAAUCUGACAUAUGCAUAGAGUCAGAAGAAAAGACACUGGCAGAAAAGCUACUUCAGGAAGCCGAAGAAGACAAAAAGGUCCGAACUCUGCUGAACGCAAGCUGUAACAAUAUGCUGAUGGGUAUAAAGUCCCUUAAAAUAGUGAAGAAGACAAUGGACACAGAUGGCUCUUGGAUGAAAGAUUCUGGCAGUGACUCUGCAAAGGUGUAUCUCCUAAUCGGAUCCAGAAACAAUACUGUCUGGGAAUUUGCAAACUUGCGGGCGUUCAUGGAGGACAGCAGCAAGCCAGCCCCUCGGAAGCUAAUUCUUCCUCUCUCCUGGCAAGGAUCAGGUCAAGUGAUCUACAAAGGUUUUCUAUUUUUUCACAACCAAGCAACUUCUAACGAGAUCAUCAAAUAUAAUCUGCAGAAGAGGACUGUGGAAGACCGCAUGCUGCUCCCAGGAGGGGCAGGCAAAGCGCUGGUUUACCAGCAUUCCCCGGCCACUUACAUUGACCUGGCUGUGGAUGAGCACGGACUCUGGGCCAUCCACUCAGGCCCAGGUGUUCAAGGCCAUUUGGUUCUCACCAAGAUUGACCCUGGCACACUGGGAGUGGAGCACUCAUGGGACACUCCUUGCCGAAGCCAGGAUGCCGAAGCCUCAUUCCUCUUGUGUGGGGUUCUUUACGUGGUCUAUAGGUCUGGUGGCCAGGGCCCUCAUCGCAUCUCAUGCACCUAUGAUCCCCUGGGGUCUAUCAGGGAAGAGGAUCUACCCAACUUGAUUUUCCCCAGGCGGCCAACAAGUCACUCCAUGAUCCAUUACAACCCCAGGGAUAAGCAGCUAUAUGCAUGGAAUGAAGGAAACCAGAUAAUUUACAAACUCCAGACAAAGAGAAAGCUGCCUCUGUAAUAGUGAGUGUCCUAUGAGAGAGACAGAGAGAGAGAGAGAGAGAGAGAGAGAGAGAGAGAGAGAGAGAAUAGUUGUCUAGGACACUGAGACCAUGACCUUUUGGUGUAGUAGCAUUUCUCUUGUCAUACCCAGGAAUGGGUCUAGAAGGGUGAAUACAUACGUGUCUUUUCCAGGAGCUUAGAAAUUUCCAACAUCUAUUCUUCAUCCCAAACCUCCAGUUCUCAAGGCCUCCUACAUUCUGACCCAGCUUAUUCCCAGCCUUCCUUUGCUGCUUUCCUUCAUUUGCUGUAACUCUACCCUUCCUCCUCAAAUAAUCAGAAUCCUGCCUCAUCCUCUGAUACUGUUGUUUUAUUUUAUCCUCUGGCCUUUGAUUAGGCUCAAAUGCUUAUAAACAGCCUUUAAAUUUUUUCAUCCUCCAGCUAAAGUAUUAUUUCUUAUUGACAUUUAUUUUCCUCCUUAUUUGCUCUUUCCCUAAGCUAGGGAGAGAUAGUAAUCGAGUAAAAACAUGAACAUUUUGAGUGCUACUUUCUAGUGAUAGUCUGCCCAUUAUUUUCCUUUCCAACCUUGUGAGAUAUGUACAAGUCUUUACAAUGGCUGUGAUGAAGAGAGUAUUUGGGGGAGUUAUUCAAAGCACAACCGUAAAAUUAAAGAACUAGAAAGUACCACAAGUCUUUUGGUCUUUCCAUCACCCAAGGAAACGUCAAAUACAUGUAUUUGUCCACCCCA
Perognathus longimembris pacificus (Pacific pocket mouse) is the source of this 2272-nucleotide messenger RNA. RefSeq names its product olfactomedin like 1 (gene Olfml1). The transcript is spliced from 3 exons. NCBI's taxonomy places the organism in Eukaryota, Metazoa, Chordata, Mammalia, Rodentia, Heteromyidae. Gene Ontology annotation, biological process: signal transduction. The coding region runs from base 338 to 1546 and encodes 402 amino acids. The record is from RefSeq and is a predicted model, not a curated record.